GCAAACAGUCUAGUGAUAAAAUUACUAAUAAAAGGAAGCAGUUCGUUUCCUUUUCCUGUAAAGCAUACGAUGGAAAUGAGGAAGUUAAGAAUCAUCUAUUAAUCAGCUAGUGGAACAGAAAUGGCUUCAGCAGAAGUUGCAUCUAAAAUUCUCAGCUUUUUAUUAGAAAUAUGUAUAUUGAUAUCGGUAUUCACGUGUUUAGUAAGAGGGACAUGCCCAAAUCAUCCUAGCUGCGAAUGUACUCCUAAUUAUAUUAAUUGUACAUGCACCGGAGCAGAAGAUACGGUAUACAUAUCACAGUCAGAAGAUAAAUUUACUGGUACAGAAUUUAUUGUAAGCAAAUGCACCAGUGUCGAAGUAGAAAAACUUGCUUUGAGAAAUCUUAAUUUAGAAAUCCUUAAAUUUGUGGAAUUGGGUGAACUCAAUGUUCAAUCAUAUUCAUUCACAGAGAGUUCAAUAAAUAACAUUCUCAUGCAUAAUAUCAGUUUUCUUGAUUUACAGUCUUAUAGUCUUUCAGAUGUCAAAGACUGUUUGAGUUUAGAAAUAAUUAAUGCCAGUGUCGAAAAUUUUCCACCCACCGCAAUCAAUGGUAUCGAGGUCAAGUCUAUAGAAAUUAAAGAUUGCCAUAUUGGGACAGUGCAUUCAAGAGCUAUAACGCUUUCUAAUAUAGAAAGAUUUACAUUUGAAAACAAUUAUAUUAAUACUUUUGAUAUCACAUCGAUCAUAAUCAGAACUGCUAAACAAUUCAGUUUCAUACGAAAUGCCGUAACAGCUUCGAGUUUUGGAGCACUUUCUUUAGCAGAAGUCGAUAACAUAGAAGUGGGUCACUCUUCUUUUCGUCAAGUACACGGCAACAUGAUCAUGACCAUGGAAACCAAGUCUUUUUCUUUUCACGACUGCUACAUUGAAACUUGCGAAAAUAAAGCGUUUUGGUCAAUCAACACGACGGAUUAUUUAAAAUUUUCUGAUAACGAAAUAAAGAAUGCCGAAGAAGAUUCGUUGAUACCUAACCUCGGAACCACAAAUUUCAGCGCUAUACCUUCGUUGCAAGUAAAACAAAAUUUACUAACAUGUGACUGUCGUUUGGAAUGGAUCUUUGAGAGAUCUGACGAAAAAUAUAAGCUGUUGAAAGAAGGGAGUAUUUGUAAUGAACCCGAAGGAUUGAAAGGGAAAAGUUUGUUAAAUCUUGAGAUGUCGGUAGAUAAUGCUGACAACUGUGUUGAUAUUCGAGAAAAAUCAGAGGAUGUCACCGAAAUUAUGACAACAUUAGGAUCUAAAAAAUUAACGAAAAAACCAAAAAACACAAAGAAACCAAAAACUACAAAAUCAAAAUUUACAACUGAAAAUACAAUUCAACCUAAAGAUGCUCAAAAAUCAUUUAUAACUGAUGUGUCGGCUGAAAAACAGGAAGCUGUAAGUGGUUCUGUGAAGUUAUAUUUCUGCAAUUCACUUAUUUCUAUUGCUGUUCUUGUAAUGAUUAACAGAAAUUUUUAUUAUAAAUAACUUUAUAUAUAGCACGAAACAUAUUGUUUGUUAUUAUUAUUAAUAAUUAAUGAUUUGUAUAUUGUUCUCAAAUGUUAAAAUAUGAA
This is a messenger RNA of Centruroides sculpturatus (bark scorpion), 1589 nucleotides long. RefSeq lists its product as uncharacterized. The transcript has 2 exons. The record is from RefSeq and is a predicted model, not a curated record. Lineage: Eukaryota; Metazoa; Arthropoda; Arachnida; Scorpiones; Buthidae. Bases 121 to 1503 code for a protein of 460 amino acids.